Molecule: messenger RNA, 1566 nt
Organism: Chanos chanos (milkfish)
Lineage: Eukaryota; Metazoa; Chordata; Actinopteri; Gonorynchiformes; Chanidae
Gene: hmgxb4b
Product: HMG box domain containing 4b
Exons: 11
Coding region: 1-1512 (503 amino acids)
Source: RefSeq, a predicted model, not a curated record
AUGGAAGGAGAGGUAAGCCUUGUCGCUGGUCGCAGUCAGAGAGAGAAGAGGAGAUCCUACAAAGACCUCCUGAGAGAGGAGGAGGAAAUUGAUGCUCAAGUUCGCAAGUCCUCCAAGAAACGACCUAAGGAACUCGAUGGAUUCUAUGGUGGUGGUGAAUUCCCCAAAAAGAAGAAGAAAAGACAUGAUGAAGAAUCCCUUUACAGUGAUUAUGGGUCCGGAUCGCAUCAUAAAAAGAAGAAGAAGUCGUCAGACGGUCGUCCCUCCGCGUCCUCCUCUGCUUCUUCCUUUUCACCUCAGCCUGCAGUCACUGCCAUGGGCCUCCUCCAGGCCAUUACCUCUCCCAUGGCGAGGGGUUCGGAGCCCAGCAUCGCUCCUCCCAAAAAACCCAUGUGCCCUCCCAUGUUCUCUUCGAAAGACCGCAGACGGGACGGCAUGAUGGUGCCGAAAUCCGUCAAAAAGAAGCAGCAUGUCCAAGAGCCGCUUCCGAUCGUGGGGGAGGAGGUGGAGCUUGAAGGACAUUAUGCAGGACCUUAUGGGCAGCUAGAUGAUGACAGCUCAUCAUCCUCAUCUGAUGAAGAGCUGGAGGCUGGGGAGCUCGUUAUCGAUGACUCCUACUCGAAGUACACCAAGAAGACAAAGAAGAGCAAGAAAAGCAAGAAGAAAAAGGACAAGGGAAAGGAGAAAGAAAGAAAGCACAGCUCUAAAGCAUCCAAGAAAAGCUCGUCAAGUGGACACUCUCAUGGGUCAGUCAACGGCAGUGCAGGCGGCGAGAUGUACGUGAAGGGCGGCCAAGGGUCCUUCAUUCAUGACCAGAACAUAAAGAAGAAGAAAAAGGAGGAGAAAGCCAGGUUUAAGGCAGAGAAAGAGAAAGAAAAAGAAAAGGUGAAGAGGAAGAGUUUUACAGCGUAUAAUCUUUUCUGUAAAGAGUACAGAAUCAGUAUCAAUGAAGAACAGCCGGGACUUGAUUUCGGAGUCUUGAGCAAAAAGCUGGCUGAUGCUUGGAAGCAGCUUCCCGAGGGAGACAAACAGGUGUGGAGAGAGAGAGCUCACUACUUGCAUAACAAACAAAUGAAAUCAGAAGCCAGCCCAGUCAAGCAAGUCAAGCAGCAAUUCUCCAAACCCCCAAAAGACACUACCAAGGCUAAAGUUUCGGGCGUUAUGAAGAGGAUAGAGUGCGUGACGGUUCCGUCUCAGAACGGAGCGGCGGCGCUGGUGGCGGUGCAGGAACCGGCCCGUUCUCCUGUCAGAGACCCCGACGUGGAUCCGAUCGAUGCCGCCGCUCACCUUCAGCUCCUGGGAGAAUCCCUGUCUCUCAUUGGCCGCCGGCUACAGGAGACAGAGGGGAUGGUGACUGUGUCCGGGAGUCUCUCUGUGCUGCUGGACUCUGUGUUAUGUGCUCUCGGUCCUUUGGCCUGUCUGACCGCGCAGGUUCCUGAGCUUAAUGGAUGCCCACAACACGUACUGUCAAACACUCUGGACAACAUUGCAUACGUAAUGCCGGGUUUGUGAAGCCAACUGUACACAGCUCCUCACACGGCUCUGGACAGGGGAGAUGUACCGGAU